AUGAGUCAAGAGGAAGAAAAGGAGAGAACAUCUGCUCUAGCAGAUCUUUCUAGCAGUACCACUGGUAGUGGUCGUCAUUGGAAAGGAAGCUGCCUCUGCGGUAAGAUCCGUUAUCGCGUCAAAUCCUUGGCGUCCACCAAGAUGGCACACUGUCAUUGCACAGAUUGUCGUAAGUUCCAUGGCAGUGCCUUUUCUACAUUUGGUGAAACCACCACUUUGGAAUGGAUCGAUCGUGAUGAAGCUCGGAAGCAUCUACAAACCUAUGUGGCGACCAAUGGCAGCAAGCGACAAUUCUGUCGCAACUGUGGAUCGAGUUUGACUUUUGCCAGCAGCAACGCCGAUCCUGGUUACAUAGAAUUCGCAUUGGCCACUCUGGACGAAGCAAGUGAUGGAUCGACAGUUGUGGAACCGGAUGCACAUGUGUUUGUGGACAGCAAAGUGCCCUGGCUCAACAUUGACAAUGAUGGGCUACCUAAGCAUGCAAGAGGCCGAGCGUGA
Seminavis robusta is the source of this 498-nucleotide messenger RNA. The record is from the annotation of a GenBank genome assembly. Lineage: Eukaryota; Bacillariophyta; Bacillariophyceae; Naviculales; Naviculaceae.